Molecule: messenger RNA, 2060 nt
Organism: Salvia hispanica
Lineage: Eukaryota; Viridiplantae; Streptophyta; Magnoliopsida; Lamiales; Lamiaceae
Source: RefSeq, a predicted model, not a curated record
CUUCUCCUUCGCCCGCUAUUAAUUCCCUCCCCUUUUCAACCCCUCUUUCCGCCACCGCCGUCACACGCUUCUUCUCCUUCGCCGCCGUCGAAAUGGGCGCUAUUGAUACCGUAGCUAAAGGAGCUAUUGACUCAUCGAAGAAGAAGCGCAAGAGAAACAGAGACAAAAGCAAAACUCCAAAACCCCAAAAAACCGAAGAAGAGGUACAAGUAGAAGAAGACUUGGAACAAGACGCCGUAAACGAAAUGGCUGAGGAAGAAGAAUUGGUCGUGGAGGAGGAGGAGGAGAAGAAAGAGAAGAAAAGGAAGAAGGAAAUUAACACAGCUGGAGAAGCCGAACAAGAAGAAGGAGAGGUAGAAAAGGAGGAGAGUGGUUUGAAGAGUGAGAUGAAGGUCAAUUCGUCGGGGAUUAUGAGCAGUGAAGCUUUUGAAGCGCUGCCGAUAUCAAAUCCCUCAAUGGAUGCAAUUAAAGAUAUGAAAUUUGAGUACAUGACUCAGAUUCAAGCUAGAUCAAUUCCGCCGCUAUUGGAAGGAAAAGAUGUUCUUGGAGCUGCAAGGACAGGUUCUGGAAAAACGCUUGCCUUUUUGGUUCCAGCUGUUGAAUUACUUUUUAACAUACGUUUCACACCUCGAAAUGGAACUGGUGUUAUUGUCCAUCAUUUGGUUGCAGAUAGAUACACUUUUAUUUGAACACAUGCUGUAGCUAAGGACCUUCUCAAGUAUCAUUCACAGACACUGGGAUUGGUGAUUGGGGGUGCAGCGCGAAGAGGAGAAGCAGAGCGUAUUGUCAAGGGAGUUAACCUUUUGGUAGCAACUCCUGGUCGACUUCUUGACCAUCUCCAAAAUGCAAAGGGCUUUAUAUAUAAAAAUCUCAAGUGCCUUGUGAUUGAUGAAGCUGAUAGGAUUCUGGAAGCUAAUUUUGAAGAAGAAAUGAAGCAAAUUAUUAAAAUUUUGCCCAAGGAGAGGCAAACAGCUCUUUUCUCAGCUACACAAACAAAGAAGGUUGAGGACCUUGCACGGAUAUCAUUUCAGACAAAGCCAGUUUAUAUUGAUGUGGAUGAUGGAAGGAAGAGGGUCACCAAUGAAGGACUGCAGCAAGGUUAUUGUGUUGUCCCUUGUGCCAAGAGAUUUAAUCUUCUCUAUUCCUUCUUGAAGAAAAAUCUGACAAAGAAAGUCAUGGUUUUCUUCUCAUCUUGCAAUUCUGUCAAGUUCCAUUCAGAACUUCUCAGAUACAUUCAGAUUGAUUGCCAAGAUAUCCAUGGCAAGCAAAAGCAGCAGAAAAGAACUUCUACCUUUUUUGAUUUCUGCAAAGCUGAAAAGGGCAUCUUAUUGUGUACGGACGUUGCUGCACGUGGGCUUGAUAUUCCUGCAGUGGACUGGAUUGUGCAGUAUGACCCUCCUGAUGAGCCCAAGGAAUAUAUCCAUAGAGUUGGUCGAACAGCUCGUGGUGCAGGUGCAAAAGGGAAUGCUUUGCUUUUCUUGAUUCCAGAAGAGCUUAGUUUUCUAAAAUACCUCAAGGCUGCAAAAGUGCCACUCAAAGAGUAUGAGUAUGAUGAGAAGAAAAUAGUGAAUGCGCAAUCUAAGUUGAUAAACAUAAUCUCUGAAAAUUAUCAUUUGAACAAGUCAGCCAAAGAUGCCUACAGAUCUUACAUUCUUGCGUACAUUAAAGUGAACUUAAACAUUGAUAGCAAUGCCUCUAAGUUCAGGAAGAAAUCACAUAAAACUGAUGGAACCCGACAUGGGUUCAGCAAGAGCAACCCAUAUGGAAGGAAAGGUGAAGAUGACACGCGACAGUUUGUCAGAUAUUAGUCAAAGGUUCUGUAUCCGUACCAACAUAUACAUGUCUCAUCAGCGAAAGAAAUCGCCGGAUGAGCUCCGGAUAUCAUUCAGUUUUGCGACGAGUUUGGACUGUAAGCAGUUUGCUCAUAGUUUGUAUGUUGAAUCUGUUCUUCCCCACAAAGUACUUCUGUAGCACAAUUUUGGAGCUCUAGUUAAUGUCUCUUCAUAUAGUAGUUGCUACAACUGAUUGGGAUGAGAAACAAUUUCUUGAUUUGUCGUUGA